Molecule: messenger RNA, 2721 nt
Organism: Phycodurus eques (leafy seadragon)
Lineage: Eukaryota; Metazoa; Chordata; Actinopteri; Syngnathiformes; Syngnathidae
Gene: c7a
Product: complement component 7a
Exons: 17
Coding region: 45-2429 (794 amino acids)
Biological process (GO): immune response
Cellular component (GO): membrane attack complex
Molecular function (GO): protein binding
Source: RefSeq, a predicted model, not a curated record
CUCCAGUGUUCAUUUUAGUUCAUCGUGCUGCUCUUUCUCACAUUAUGAAGAACACAGCAUGCUUCUGCGCAGUUGUGUUGCCAUGGUUGCUGUUCCUAUCCUCUCUCGAACGGUCAAGUGAGGAGACGGUGCAUUGCCAGUGGGGGCCAUUUGACGACUGGUCCGAGUGUGAUGGCUGUACUAAAUUACAGACCAGAAGUCGAAGGAUACUAGUGUAUGCACAGUUCGGAAGGAACCCAUGUGAUGGGGAUCGAACAGAAACCAGGUCCUGUGACCUGACAAAGGGCUGCCCUCUAGCGGAUGGAUGUGGAAACAGGUUUCGCUGUCGAUCAGGGAAGUGUGUGAGCCGGUCACUGCUUUGUAACGGAGACUUAGACUGUGACGAUGGCGACGACGAGCAUGACUGUGAUCAUACCAGGAGAUACAUCACUUGUCUAAAUGAUGAGCUCCCACCCAACAUAGAGCUCCUGGGAACCGGGUUUGAUGUGGUGUCAGGAAUGAGCCGUGGCAGUGUCAUCAACACAAAAAGUUUCGGGGGGCAGUGUCGCCCCAUUUACAGUGGCUUUCACAAUGCUCUAUUCCGACUCCCUCUAAGUACAUCCCAGUUGAGAUUCAAGGUUGAUGUGCAAACUGAUUUCAGUGAGGAGAUGUUUACAAGUGAAUGGCAUUAUGCAAAGGAAAUGUCUGCCAGAAGAUUGCACCACCGUAACCUUCAUCCGACACGUGACAUGACUCAGGAACACAAAAUGCUGGUUUCAAAAACUGUCAUGGAGGUAGCCCAAUUUCAAGCAGACUCUCCCCAGUACAUCCCCUUAACCGAGAGCUUUUGGAAAGCCUUGGCCCAACUGCCGCUGGUCUACAACUACGCUGCCUACAGGAAGUUGCUGGAGACUUUUGGAACACACUACUUCUCGGAAGGAAGCUUGGGAGGCGUCGUCACGGUGUUUGCUGUGGCCACUACGGAAACGCAGAGUCAGAAGGUUCCUAGCUGGGGCUUUGAAGCGCAGCAGCUGGAAGUGGAAGGAGGAGACGUCAAGCUCAUUUCAGCGAUGCAGAAGGACAACAACAAGGCCUGGGACGUGUCCUCCGAGUGGACCCGCUCCCUGCGCUCAUUCCCAAAGGUCAUAAAACCAAAGCUGAUGCGGCUGUCCGAGCUGGUGAAGGAGGUUCCAUGCGCCGAGCUCAAGAGGUUCAACCUGGACCGGGCCUUGGAAGAGUACCUUAGCGAGAGUGACGCGUGCCACUGCCGUCCUUGUAGGAACAACGGCCUGGCUUUCAUGGAGGAAGGCGAAUGCAAAUGUAUUUGUAAAUCCGGCACGUCAGGGCUGGCCUGUGAGAACGGACGUGACGUAAAAGAAAUAGACGUGACUGACGGAAGCUGGUCCUGCUGGUCUGCGUGGUCCACGUGUUCCGGGGGUCAGAAGUCGCGAAGCCGCUCGUGCUCCAACCCCGCUCCCCAGGAUGGUGGGCAGGCGUGUAAAGGAGACGGCACUGAGACCACAUUUGACUGUGACCACACGGAACACUUCAAAAUAUCUGAGCCUCAAUGCCUUGAACCAACGGCCCCUAUAAAACCAACAUGUGGGACUCCGCCUGCACUCAUCAAUGGCUACAUUCUGAUGCCAAAAGAUGUCUAUCUUGUGGGCAGCGAGGUUGAAUACAAUUGCACCAGCGGGUUCCACCUCUUUGGACAAAACAUCUUGGAAUGUAAUGCCAAUCAAAAGUGGUCGGCCAGGCCUGGAUUGUGCAACUUGCCAAGGUGCAAGCUGCGGUCCCUCGCUCAUGACAUCAUCGUUAGCCCGUUAGAGGCGUCCUACGGAAUCGGAGACACGGUGACUCUGUCUUGUCCUGCGGGAAGUCAAUUUAUUGGUCACCGUAAAAUUGUUUGUGGUAGCAAACUGAAGUUCUCUCCAGACCCUGAAAAUUUUGAAUGCAUUGAAGUCAUCAAGCAGCAACAGCAGCAGCGGCGGCAGUUACGUUUCCCUCGCUCAACGCGCUGUGAACCCUGGGAGAAGCCGGCUGGAGGACAAUGUGUUUGUAAGAUGCCCUUUGAAUGCAGGUCUUCUUUGGAAGUGUGUGCCACCGAUGUUGCUAGUGGCAGGUCAGUUGUUGUCAGUGUGUGCAAACUCCACACACUCAGGUGUAUGCACAUCAACUACAAGUUAGCACCGGAGAGCGCCUGCAAGUGGCCGCAGCGCAACACUACAUCAGGCUGCAACGACUGUCAGAUGUGGGAAACCUGUGACGAGCACAGCGGGGAGUGUCGUUGUAAGGACCACGCAGAGUGUUUGACUCUGGGGUUUGAAGUGUGCGUCCGCACCGGGGAGGAUGCGCUUACCAGAGGAAGCAUGAGUGAAUGUGAAGCAGGACUGAGGCGCUGCAAAGGAGAAAAAGUCUCUGUUGUGGAUAUUGUGCCCUGUGACUCUUAAUUCAUUCACUGCCAGCCUUCCCAGUUAACAUUUGACUUCUAAAGCCGUCAAUGGCAGUGAAUGUGUUAAGGACGCGGGGAGAAGAAAUUAAUUGCAUGCAUCAAAAUUAAAGCAAAUAACAGCAACAACAAUGAGCAAUGUAUUUACUGCACUAUCAAUGUGUGUCCAUGACUAUUACACACUGUAGGUGGGAUUUAGUCACAUACAGUAUGGGUAAAUCAUAAACAAGUCAACCAAACCAAAAACUGAAUAUUACACAACGAACAACACCAGUACAGCCCUUUUUGACUGA